AUGGGUUGCAGGCACUCCAAAGUGGAGGACGAGGAGGCGGUGAGGAGAUGCAGGGACAGGAGGAACCUCAUGAAGCAGCUCGUGCGCCGCCGUGUCGACCUUGCAGCCGCACACAUCACCUACCUGCAUGCACUCCGCAACACAGGAGCCACUCUCCGCCAAUUCGCCGAGGUGGAGACUGCAUCGUCACACCAGUCCCUUCCAGUCGUUGCCUCACCACCUCCUCCCCCUCCGCCGCCGCCGCCACCACCACCGCCUCCGGCAUACUCUGUGACUUCUUCCAUGCCACCAUACUCGGUGACAUCCUCAAUGCCGCCAUCACCACUCCCCCCACCACUCAUACCGUUUAGUCCGAUAAGGAUAAGAAAGAGGGAGAAGAGAGAUGGUGAUCUCGACGGGGAUGAUUCCACGGAUGAAGACGACGACACUGACAGCUGCUCGACGCCUCUGCCCCCGCCGCCGCCGCCCGGUAUGGAGUGGGAGUACACGGACCCAAUCACUAUGCGUCCCUUGGAUUUUCUUCCAUCUUCGUUGGCUGAUCGGGACGAUAAAGAAAUGGCCUCACAGGUCAGCAUGGAUGACGAUUGGGUGGAAACGAACAUAGAAUUUGAUGGACAGGAUCAAAGUGUCUCUGGCAAUGCUGAUGGCAUACUUAGGCGUGUGGAAUUGCAUCCAGCAAAGAGUAGGGUUAUGGGUGAUGAAAACUCAUCGAUGAUGAGCAGCUGGGUAACAAAGGACUCGAACUCUUCGGUGAUGGCCUGGGCGACUGACAAGUCACUGGUAGAAAUAGCCAAGGAGAUUGAUGAGUACUUCUUGAAAGCAGCCGCAAGUGGGACUGAUGUUGUUAUACUUUUGGAUUCUGCUACCGGCCGGCUAGAUCCCUCAGAGGUGCAAGUAAAGAAAGGAAAAAAUUCGAAGUCUGCCAAGGUUUUCUCUACACUUUCCUGGAGCUGGUCAUUCAAGUCUGUACAUGCUAACAGAGAAUCCUCAACUGAUGCUUGUGGAUACGGUUAUCAUGGCAAAACACUAGAUAAGCUUUAUGACGAGGAGCAAAAACUCUAUCAGUUAGUUAAGGAUGAAGAAUUUGCAAGGCUUGAAUACAGAAAGUACAGUUCAUUGCUAAAGAAGCUAGAAUCAGGGGAGCAUGAUAGGUUGCAGGCAGAGAAAGUUCGGGAAAAUAUCGAAGAACUGCAAACUCGGAUAAUGUCCUUAGAGGAAGCUGUAAGCUUGACAUGUUUGACCAUAUCAAAGAUCAGGGAUGAGGAGUUAUAUCCUCAGGUUAUUGAAUUAGCUGCAGGACUUGUGCAUAUGUGGAGAAACAUGUACGAGUGCCAUGAGGUUCAGAACCAUAUUGCCCAGCAAGCCAGUCUCCUUGGCAACCAACCUGGCAGUGAGCCGACAACUGACUCCCAUUGCUAUGCAACAUCUCAGUUGGAAGGCGAAGUCUCUGCAUGGCACAAUUCCUUCUGCAAUCUGAUCACCUUGCAGCGUGAGUACGUAACCAUCCUUAACGAAUGGAUUGGACUCACUGAUUGCCUGCCUGAUAAUGAAGGCUUCAUGAGAAGUUCAUCUGGAAUCCGUAGCCUCUGUGGGGAACUUGAGCACGCUCUUAAGAAGUUACCUGAGAAGGUAGCAGCAGAAGCAAUAAAAGCUUUUCUGUCAGUCAUACACUCUAUCGUGUUACAGCAGGCUGAGGAGCGUCAGCUGAAGAAGAAAUCAGACAACAUCGAGAGCAAGUUCCACGCCCAGCUGGAGAAACACAGCGAAAACGCAAUGCAGAGCUCAAGCCAGGGUUCGCACGCCAGGAGCUACUCAGUAUCGAAGGACGACCCGAAGCUGGACGUGUUCAGAAAGAAGGUCGAGGAGGAGAAGGCCAGGUACAUCAACUCCUUGAGGACCAGUCGAGCCAUGACGCUGAACCAUCUUCAGACGAGCCUUCCAAACGUGUUCCAUGCCCUGACGGGGUUCUCAGGAGUCUGCUUGCAGGCGUUUGAAGGCAUCAGCCGAUGCAGCGAGGCUGCUGCUGCUGCUGCUGCUAGCCACUCGGGAGCGGCUUCGCCCGCCGUCUCUUCCUGUGAUGAUCACCCGCUAUAUGAUGCUACAACAGAAAAGCUCAUGAAUACAAACAAGGUGGAGGUACAUGCACCGGCGAUGCUACAACUUAUAUGUCCAAUGCUCGUGAUGGAUUCUCAUAUUUUUAUUUAG
Messenger RNA from Triticum turgidum subsp. durum (durum wheat), 2205 nucleotides. Lineage: Eukaryota; Viridiplantae; Streptophyta; Magnoliopsida; Poales; Poaceae. The record is from the annotation of a GenBank genome assembly.